UUUUCCACGUUUCAAAUUUAUAUCUUUAAGUACAUGGAUCAUUUCUAGGCGGAAUAAAUGUCUCCUCUACGAAUUCUCGAAAUCUUUAUAGUUUUUAUUUUAUUCUGGAGUUYUGUUAGACCUCGAGGUCUCCCCGAGACCGCAGCAGAAGAUAAAAUAUCUGAAAGUAACAAGGAAAUUACRAGAAAAAGAAGUCAUCUUCUGGUACACAUGGCUCACAAGAUGAACUUAGAUGGAGAAGGCUUAAGGCAUAUACGAAAACACCUCAUUGAUAUCGCUGGRCAUGGUCACAUGGUGGAUGACAUUAUAGACAUUCAAGACGGCGAUAACAUGAAAGGAAUAUUUUACUUUUUUCGACUCCAUGACAGUGAUAAUAAUGAGAAACUAGAUGGCUUGGAGUGGUUAAAAGCACUCACUCAUUUUGAYGACAAAGAAUCCAUUGAUACUAGUGAGGGCAGUGAACAAAACUUUGACGAGAGUGAGGCUAUUACAAUAAUUGAUGAAUUGCUGGCAAAACAUGACAAUAAUAACGAUGGGAUGAUUGACUUCCUGGAACUUAUGAAUACUAAAGUUGAUUCUAUUUUGAAUGAGAUGAAUAAAGACACAGAUGAUACUGAACAACAACGCCAGCAAGAACAACAACAACAAGAACAACAGGACCAACAGAAACAAGAACAACAAGAACAACAUGACCAACAGAAACAAGAAGAACAAGAUGGACAACAGAAUCAUCAGCAAAAUGACCAACGGAAACAGGAAGAACAACAAAAGGAACAACACAAACAGAACGAACAGACAAAUGAAGAACAGCAGGAUAAGCAGCAACAAGAACAACAACAUGAAAAGCAAUGGCAACAACAGGAGCAACAGCAACAACUGCAGCAGCAACAGGAACAGCAUCAACAGCAACAACAACAACAGGAACAACUGCCACAAGAGGAACAAGAACAACAAAGUUAAACAA
Molecule: messenger RNA, 964 nt
Organism: Exaiptasia diaphana
Lineage: Eukaryota; Metazoa; Cnidaria; Anthozoa; Actiniaria; Aiptasiidae
Product: UPF0746 protein DDB_G0281095
Exons: 4
Coding region: 58-960 (300 amino acids)
Molecular function (GO): calcium ion binding
Source: RefSeq, a predicted model, not a curated record